AUGGCGGCCCAAUCGAUGCUCACAAACUGGAUCAGGGGCCAGAAGCUGAAAGCUCCCCAGAUGAAGAACGCGAGGGUCUUUGACCGGAACCUCGAAGAAGCUCUGGACGUCCGCAGGGCCGAUCACGCCAUGUUCACACCCAAUAUCAGCGCCUGGAAAAGCAUGGAGGGCGUCGAUUUCUGCUCCAACGACAUACUGCACCUCGGCUCCACGGGCCAGAUCCGAGCUGCCUUCGAAGAGGAGCUCACCCGACACCCCAAUUACAACCUCUACUCGGGGGACGUCCGCAUGCUGGACAGGAACUACGAGUACAUCCAGCAGGUGGAGUGUGAAAUAGCAGAGUUCCACGGCGCCGAGACCGCGCUCAUCGUGAACUCGGGCUUCGAGGGUAACGGGGCCAUCUUUUGUGCCUUGCCGCGACCGGGCGACGCCAUUGUCUACGACGAGCUUGUUCACGCCAGCACGCUGGACGGCAUGGCAUUCCGCGAGGUCUUGUCGGAGAUCGUCGAUUCAGAGCGUAUGAUCAGGGAGGGCACGCGGUGCGUGCUCGUGGCAGUUGAAUCCGUCUACAGCAUGGACGGGGAUGUGUGUCCUCUAAGGGAGCUUGUUGAUGUUGCCAAGGAGAUUUGUCCUAAAGGGAACGUCGAGUUCAUCAUCGAUGAAGCUCACGGCACGGGCGUUGUGGGUCCCAAGGGUGCGGGCUCGGUGAAUGCCUUGGGCAUGGAGAAGGAGAUCGCUGUCCGGUUGCACACGUGCGGCAAGGGGCUGGCCUCUACUGGCGCGGCGAUCCUUGGCAAUGCCACUGUGCGGGCUGCCCUGACAAAUUUUGCCCGCUCUGUCGUCUACACAACCGCACCGACCUUUCUCAUGAUAGCUGCCAUGCGAGCUGGAUAUAACCUGCUGCGCUCUGGCAAAAAGGAAAAGGCUCAGGACAACAUUCAGCAUCUCGUCAAGAGGUUCGUCAACGCCGUAAGAGCCAACCAAAUCUUCCAGAAGGCGUCUGAAAUGGGCAUAGUAUGGGUCCCGUUGUGCGAAGAUAUGGAGGAACGCGACUUCCUCGUGCACAUCGUGCCCAUAAGGACGCGGCAACGCUACAGCUACUGGCUUGCGUUCCACCUGCAGCUCGACGGGUACUGCAUUCUUCCUAUAGACUACCCAGUGGUUCUCAAGGGUCAGAGUCGCCUUCGCUUGAUUGUCCACGGGGCCAAUACCGAGGAGCAGAUCGACGGCAUUGCGAAGGCCACAUGUGAGUGGGCACGUGAGAUGGUCGACAUCGAGACGGGUGCCGACGCCAGUUCCAAGAUAGCUAAAUCUGCUCAGCAGGUAUAUUGA
Pseudomassariella vexata is the source of this 1332-nucleotide messenger RNA. RefSeq names its product putative aminotransferase. Gene Ontology annotation, molecular function: pyridoxal phosphate binding. Gene Ontology annotation, biological process: biosynthetic process. The record is from RefSeq and is a predicted model, not a curated record. NCBI's taxonomy places the organism in Eukaryota, Fungi, Ascomycota, Sordariomycetes, Amphisphaeriales, Pseudomassariaceae. The coding region runs from base 1 to 1332 and encodes 443 amino acids. The transcript is spliced from 5 exons.